AAAACAGUCAAGGUGCACGUAAAUCGGCCAAAAACCUCAAUUAUACCAAAGUUUCUCCCUCAAGUCGUCGAAGUUGAAAAUUCUAAGUCAAGCAGCAUCUUAGAAGGUGUAGAAAAAGAGCUAAAUAGAGAAAAUAUGCACAAAAUGACAGAUUAUCUAAUAAAUUUUGAAUGUAUCUGCUUCUUUCAUUACAUUAUUAGUUUUGAAUAUUAUUAUUAUUAUUAUAGUAAGAGAUUUGAGUAUGUUAUCAUUAAAUUCUUUGUCAAUUCUCUUGAUCUUCUGUAUGUUUGCUUCAGCUGUAGCGCGGAAUCAAAUUCAAAAUAAUAGUAGUUGUGCAGUUGUUACUUCUUCUAUUGGAGGAAUCGCAAUGCUAGUUCUCCUAUUCCUCUACUUAAGAAAAAAAUGCUCCUUCAUUUUCUGGAAGAGGAAAGGAGAGGAUUAUCGAAAUGUAAAAGCCUUUUUGAAGAGCCGUGGAUCACUCGCGCUAAGGAAGUACAGUUAUUCUGAAGUUAAAAAGAUGACCGAGUAUUUCAAAAACAAACUUGGUCAAGGAGGCUAUGGUUCUGUGUAUAAAGGAAAGUUGCAUACCGGGAGUCUCGUGGCAGUCAAGGUCUUGAAAGAAUCGAAGGGCGGGGGAGAAGAGUUUAUCAAUGAGGUAGCAAGUAUCAGUAGGACUUCUCAUAUUAAUAUUGUAUCACUUGUGGGAUUUUGUUUUGAAGGUCAACACAGAGCUCUCAUCUAUGAUUUCAUGCCUAAUGGAUCCCUUGAGAAGUUCAUUUACGAUGCAAAAUGUGGUACGAAUCAUCAACUAGGAUGGCAUACAUUGUACAAUAUUUCACUUGGCAUUGCUAGAGGAUUGGAGUAUUUGCAUCGCGGUUGCAAUACUAGAAUCCUGCAUUUCGAUAUAAAGCCUCAUAACAUUCUUCUUGAUGAAGACUUUUGUCCAAAAAUAUCCGAUUUUGGCCUUGCAAAACUAUGUAACAAUAAGGAAAGCGUUGUGUCUUUAUUGGGCGCGAGAGGGACUAUUGGCUAUAUUGCACCAGAAAUUGUGUGUAAAAACAUUGGAGGAGUUUCUCACAAGUCAGAUGUGUACAGCUAUGGUGUGAUGGUCCUCGAGAUGGUUGGAGGAAGGAAAAAUGUUGACGAAGUUAUUGAUUGUACUAGUGAAAUAUACUUCCCACACUGGAUUUACAAACAGAUUGAACAGAAGAAAGAGCUUGGAUUAACUGGUAUUGUGGAGGAAGAGGAUAAGAAACUUGCAGAAAAGAUGAUACUGGUGAGCCUGUGGUGCAUCCAAACCGAUCCGUCCAGCAGGCCUUCUAUCAGUAUGGUCAUAGAGAUGUUACAAGGUGAACUCGAAUCUCUGCAAAUGCCUCCGAAGCCUUUCUUGUAUUCUUCUUCAGUGUCAGACAGUGACAUGCCUACUACCACCUACAUGAUAUCAAGACUCGAAAGAUCAAGUUUGAUGAUCUAGACUUAUCAAAUUAUGCAUGUAUUAUUUUGAAUUAAUUAAGAUAUCAUAUAAACUACAUUUGGCAAAUUAGUUCAUUGUUACUAAAA
Messenger RNA from Solanum lycopersicum (tomato), 1560 nucleotides. The record is from RefSeq and is a predicted model, not a curated record. NCBI's taxonomy places the organism in Eukaryota, Viridiplantae, Streptophyta, Magnoliopsida, Solanales, Solanaceae.